This is a messenger RNA of Synchiropus splendidus (mandarinfish), 1368 nucleotides long. RefSeq names its product deoxyribonuclease I (gene dnase1). Gene Ontology annotation, molecular function: DNA nuclease activity. Gene Ontology annotation, cellular component: nucleus. The coding region runs from base 33 to 887 and encodes 284 amino acids. The transcript has 8 exons. Lineage: Eukaryota; Metazoa; Chordata; Actinopteri; Syngnathiformes; Callionymidae. The record is from RefSeq and is a predicted model, not a curated record. Gene Ontology annotation, biological process: DNA catabolic process.
GAUCAUAGCUGACGUCUUCCUCCUCCACGAGGAUGCGCCGCGUCUGCUCUCUGCUUUGGUCGCUGGCCCUGCUGCACCUGGCCUCCUCGCUGCUGCUGGGCGCCUUCAACGUCAAGUCCUUUGGAGACAAGAAGGCCUCCAAUGCCACCAUCAUGGGCCUCCUGAGCCAGAUCGUCCAGCGCUACGACAUCGUUCUGAUCCAGGAGGUCCGGGACAAGGAUCUGUCUGCGACGACCAAACUGAUGGAGCACGUCAACAAAAACACUGCCUUCACAUACAGGCACAUCGUCAGCGAACCUCUUGGCCGGAGUUCAUAUAAAGAGCGAUACCUCUUCCUCUACAGGGAAGCAACGGUUUCGGUGCUGGACAGUUUCACCUACGAUGACGGCUGCGAGUCCUGCGGCACCGACACCUUCAUCAGAGAACCCUUUGUGGUCAAGUUCUCCUCCGUGUACUCCGCGCUGCAGAGCUUCGUCCUCGUGCCUCAACACACGUCCCCGGACUUCGCUCUGGAGGAGACGGACGCGCUCUACGACGUGGUGGCCGACGUGCGAGCCCGCUGGGACACCGACCUGCUGAUCCUGCUCGGAGACUUCAACACUGACUGUAACUACGUAUCCGGAGCCGAGUGGCAGAAGAUCCGACUGUUCACCGACAAAAGCUUCCACUGGCUGAUCGGAGACGACGCGGACACCACGGUGACUCACACGCACUGUGCUUACGACAGGAUCGUGGUCUCGGAUGAGAUGAAGAAGGGGAUCCAGCCGGGCAGCGCCGGAGUCUACGACUUCAUGAGGGACCUGAACCUGAGUCUCGAACUGGCGCUGGCGGUGAGCGAUCACUUCCCCGUCGAUGUCAAGCUGCUGCGCUCGACUGCGAGGGUCUGAAGGACGGCGCCUUUCGUGUCGGAGCUUCGGACGCAGCGGAAGAUCGAAAUAAAACUUCCAGCAUUUUAAGAGUGUGGUGUACAAACACGAGGUUUUCGUGUUCGAAUAGCCGCCAUUACUCAGCACAAACAGCGGCGGACACGCCAGCAGCUUCUCUUUAGGAAGAAAAUGUGUGAUUCAUGCGGCUCCGCUGACAUCACCGGCAACUAUAAUUCAGUUAAUCAGCUCGUUCAAAGUUAAAAAAAAUAACUUUAGCAAAGCAAUUGAGGCAAAUCAUGCUAAUGCUGGCGUGAGUCUGGUGAAAGCUAAGUGCUAACCCCAAAAAGCUAACCGAGCGUCGAUCAGAAGUGAAGAAGAGGCGGGAAAAAAAAACGAAAAAGUCAAUCUAUUUUUCCUAAAAUGCAGUUUUCAUAGUUAAAAAUAAAGAACACAAUAGGUGAUAAAGUUUACUAUCUACUUUGAAUGACAAGCAGGAAACUAU